CACGCAACACACCAUUAAUCUUCGAUCCCCUCUUUUGUAGCUGAGAGAGAGAGCUCUGAAAAAUAAUAUCCAUUUCCAAACCAAACAAAUAUGGACUGGAAUGGCAUCUUCAGGCCCCCUCCUUUUCUAUCAGAAUCUUCCUCUCCCUUCCUCUACAAUUUGGAUAAUCACUUCCCACCUGAGCUGGAGUUCGGGAUGAAGCAGGCCGGCGCGGUAGACGGUCGGCAAUUAGGUGUGGCAGGCGGUGGAGUGGAUAAGAAGAGGAGGUUAAGUAACGAUCAGUUGGAGGUAUUGGAGAGAAGCUUUGGAGAGGAGGUGAAGCUUGAUCCUGAUAGGAAAAUAAAGCUGUCCAAGCAACUUGGGCUUCAACCAAGGCAAAUUGCUGUGUGGUUUCAGAAUAGAAGAGCUCGCUGGAAGGCCAAGCAACUUGAGCAUCUCUAUGAUGCCCUCAAACAAGAGUUUGAUACCAUUUCUAAGGAAAAAAACAACCUUCAACAAGAGGUGAUGAAACUGAGAAGCAUGAUAAUAGAACAAGCGGCGAGGAAUCAAGGGUCGGGGGCGGAUGUGUCGGGCGAAGAGACGGUGGAGAGCACGUCGGUAGGGGGUCGGAGCUGCUGCAACAAUUACAUAUACAAUGUGGCCGAAGAUUUCAACCAAAUAUCAGCAUCAGCAUCAGCAUCAGCUUCAGCUUCAGCUUCUCCAUUAUUCUGGGGCGCUGGUCACCACCUGCCUUCUUAUCCUUAGCAAUUCAGCCUUAGUUUUACCUUACAAAAUUGCAUUAAACUUUAAUUUCUUACUGUGCAUCAUCCAAGACAUGAAGUUCAGUUCAUAUUGCCUACACUACUUUCUACUGCUUUUUGCCAAUUACCAGG
Momordica charantia (bitter melon) is the source of this 872-nucleotide messenger RNA. Its product is annotated as putative homeobox-leucine zipper protein ATHB-51. Gene Ontology annotation, molecular function: sequence-specific DNA binding; DNA-binding transcription factor activity, RNA polymerase II-specific. The record is from RefSeq and is a predicted model, not a curated record. NCBI's taxonomy places the organism in Eukaryota, Viridiplantae, Streptophyta, Magnoliopsida, Cucurbitales, Cucurbitaceae. Gene Ontology annotation, cellular component: nucleus. Gene Ontology annotation, biological process: positive regulation of DNA-templated transcription.